Molecule: messenger RNA, 2490 nt
Organism: Trichoderma aggressivum f. europaeum
Lineage: Eukaryota; Fungi; Ascomycota; Sordariomycetes; Hypocreales; Hypocreaceae
Product: transcriptional regulator family: Fungal Specific TF
Exons: 5
Coding region: 1-2490 (829 amino acids)
Biological process (GO): regulation of DNA-templated transcription; DNA-templated transcription
Molecular function (GO): zinc ion binding; DNA binding; DNA-binding transcription factor activity, RNA polymerase II-specific
Source: RefSeq, a predicted model, not a curated record
AUGACGCCCACUCCGCCUUCGACCAACUCUUCCACAGGGGGCCGCUCCCCUGAGGAGCAGUUUCGCGUUGUGAGGAAGAGAAAUCGUGUGCCUUUGAGCUGCUACCCGUGCAGGACAAGAAAAUUGAAAUGCGACAGGAACCACCCGUGCAGCAACUGCACCAAGCGAGAGGGCAUGGACACGUCGUCAUGCUCCUAUGCAGCUCCGGCAACCCGGAAAAAGAGCCAGAACCAGGCUGACGCCACGCCGGAUGACAUGCAGAAUAGGAUCGACCGGUUAGAAGGCCUUGUCCUGUCUUUGAUGCAUGGCGGGGCUAAUGUAGACCCUGCUUCAGCCGCUGCGGCUGGUCGAGCUGCCUCUACGUCGCAGUCGUUAACUGAUAGCGGCUCUUCCGCCAAAGCUGGCCGCGACGAGGGGGUGACAAUGCUCGAAGACGAAAGCGACACGGAAGAGGGACUCGCGGCUUCGCUGGGAGUUUUGAAGGUCGACCCCGACAAGGGCAAGUCCAUGUAUAUCGGCCAAGAGCACUGGCAUACGAUUCUGUCCGACAUUUCCGAAGUGAAGAACUAUUUCAUGUUUCACAAGAAGGAGCUGGAGUCGAGCUACGAGCGUGUCCGGCUAUCAAAACCAAUGGCUGCCCGGGAAGGGCCGACGUUGUUGCUGGGUGCCUUGCCCGCCUCCGAGAUUGAGCUUCGCGCGGAGCUGCCUCCAAAGUCGAGCAUCCUGACCCUGUGCAGCCGUUACUUCAACUCGAUGGACAACGCUGUGUGUAUAAUACACGGCCCGACGUUUUUCAAGCAGCUGAAAAGUCACUGGGAGGACCCGUCAAAAACGCCAAUCAUGUGGCUGGGAUUGCUGUAUUCCGUGCUUACUCUUGCCAUGCUGAGCUAUCACAAAGUUGGUGAUGAGCCUCCUGAGUGGAGAGGCCGGACUUUGGAGCUGGCGUCAGAAUAUCGGUUACGGACAGUACAAUGUCUGAUCAAGGCAGACUAUACAAAGCCGGUCGAGUACACUGUUGAGGCUAUGCUUUUAUACGUCUUUGGAGAGUACUCAUCUCGGUGGGAUGCGGACCUCGGGUUGUGGUUGAUCGUCUCUGUCAUCACGAGGAUAGCCUUCCGUAUGGGAUACCAUCGAGAUGCCAAAUGGUUUCCCAAUCUCACACCGUUUCAAGCUGAAAUGAGAAGAAGAGCGUGGGCGUUGGUCCGCAUGUCUGAUGUCGUCUUUUCACAUCAGGUGUCAUUGCCUAAUAUGAUAUACGAGAACGACUGCGAUACCCAGCUUCCAAACAACCUUUUCGACGACGAAUUCCACCCCGACACCAAGGAACUGCCACCGUCACGCCCCUCCUCAGAACCGACGCCGAUAUCAUACAUGAUUGCGAAAGUGAGGCUCUGCUCCGAGUUGGGAAACAUUUUGCAAGCAACAAACAUGGUCGGCAAAACUGUUCCGUACGACGAGGUUAUCCGAUUCGACGCAAAGCUUCGCCAAAUCAUGCAGGAGCUUCCUCCUCAUCUCCGACUUGGCCAACUGGAGGCGUCUCAGGAUCCGGUGACGUUAAUCAUUGCGAGGUACAACAUUGAUAUCUUGUUUCAGAAAAUACUCUGUCUGUUGCACCGCAAAUAUCACGCCAAGGCCCAGCACAACCCGAGAUAUGCCUUUUCACGACGCAGUGCUAUCGAAGCGUCACUGCAGGCGUUGGAACACCUGACCAAGUUACAUCGCGAAUCCCAGGGGAACGGCCGGCUACGCUCUGUUUCGUGGUACAUCAAAUCAAUUGCGACAAAAGAGUUUACCUUGCCGGCCAUGCUCCUUGUUCUAGACCUUCAUUAUGAUAAUACGGCACGGCAAUCGGCCAGUCCCCCCGACGACGGCUUCGUCUACACUGACGAGCAACGAAGCAAAAUGAUCGCCGCACUCGAGACUGCCAAGGGCAUAUGGGCAGCUCUUGCUCAUACUUCAAUGGAAGCCUUCAAGGCUACCAAAGUCAUUGAAAUCAUGCUAGACAAGAUUAAGGUGCCUAGUGGAGAGGCCAUGGACUCCAACAGCGACCAAGUCCCAUCCCGAACCGAUUCCCUAUCUGCCUCAAUUGUAGGCACAGGUUCAUCACUAGACCAAACGCCCUUGUCGUUGGGCUUUGUGUCUCCCAUCGGGAUCCCUGGCUUUGGUGGCCAAGACCCAUUUUCGCAGAGCAGUGCCUUUAUGGGUAUGGACUUUGGCCUACGGGCUACAAACGGGAACGAGUUUCCGCAAUUUGACGCUCUCAAUGGUAACGGCGCCGGUGCCGGUGCCUCUCCGCUCUCCAUGUUUACAAAUUUGGGCGGCACCGGGGCAGGCGACAUGGCCAAUUUUGACUGGAGUGCAUUCGAGAACUACACACAGAUGACAACUUGGGGAGCAGACCAGAGUUUCCAGAUUUACGGUUCCGGGGAGCAAUCGUCUCCGGAACAGGGGCUGGGCGAUGGGGCGAGUAUGAUGAACGAGCAGCAGUAA